This is a messenger RNA of Anopheles cruzii, 2531 nucleotides long. RefSeq lists its product as uncharacterized. Lineage: Eukaryota; Metazoa; Arthropoda; Insecta; Diptera; Culicidae. The record is from RefSeq and is a predicted model, not a curated record. Bases 97 to 2469 code for a protein of 790 amino acids. The transcript is spliced from 2 exons.
GCGUCUAUCGAUCAGCAGAUUGAAGGCGGUAAAAUCUGUUCACCGCCAUUCUCGACCAACCGGUUUGAGAGUCACAGUCGCCCUGUGCCCUGCACGAUGGAUUUCUUGAAAAGUGUCCUUCCACCACUGCCGAAGCUACCGAAGAUGAAGAAAAUCCGUCACUGGAACAGAGGUUCACUGCUAAACUUGAGCCCGUUUCCGCAUCUACCGUCGCCCUUCAAUUUCGGCCUUAACGUGGGCGGUGGAGGAUCAGGGACUGCCGGACAUCGUCCACCCUCCCACGCUACGGUCACCACAAGGCCAGCCGAGGUAAUACCGAGGCAGGCACUUCGACAUACGCGCCAUACGUCGGACAUCUCCAGUAUCUCGGCGACCGUCGACAGCAAGGCGGUCCCGGCCGGGCUGGAGCUUCGCGACAACUAUGGACUGUACGCGCUGAAGUGCGACCGGAACGCAGCCAAACGCGGCAUCCUGUUGCACUUGCCGCGCAAAAUUACCCAGGCCGUGGCCGGGUAUCCACCAGCCACCAUCCACCAGCCCACCGCCGGCGGAGAGAUGGUGCACGAGAAGUUCUCGCCAUGCAAACAACGACCGGCAACGACGGAACAGCAGACGGCUACGAUUCAGGCACCGCCACGCCGCCGAAAACGCCCACCGAAAGCGACGCUCCUCGAGAGCUAUAGUCCGGCGGAAGUGAGCGAGCGUGAUCGUGGCAAAUGGCAGAAGAACAGCAGCGAGCUGUUUCGCAUCGUCGAGCGCGAGUCGGCCAACGCUGCCCGGUUGCGGUCGACGGGCGGUCUCGGACUUCAGCUAAUACGGCCACCUCUACCGGGGGUUCGCGGUGAAAGGCGCGAACGUCGGGAAGAUGGUGCGCCGAGGUCCGCCGAGGCCAGCCGAUCGUUAAGAAGUCAGCUGAAGGCUCGUUCGAUGGAUAACCUUGCGGCCACACACCCCAAACACCCGGUACGUCCUCCCGUACGGGUCGGGCAAAUCGACAACGUGUUCAGUGAUAGCGAUGACGAAGGACGCACGAUCGGACUCGAUGACCAUCGGCCAGGACCGGUUGCAUCGGCCAGUGCUAGCCAGAUCGGCCAAAGGAAAACGGAAGCUUCCACCAGUGGACCUGCAGAGGUAGCUGCCGAUCUGCACGUGCAGCUGAAGAAGGCGACCUUUUUCUCGAUCGACAACAACUCGGACGAGAUAGAGGUCCGCUUCCGGAACAGCAGCGGCGGCGGCGGCAGCAGUACCGAUGAGUCGAGCGAAACCGAAACUCUCGGGAAGGACGGUACAUCGCAGCGAUUGCCGCUGCCUGCACGGGUAGCGCAAUUGCGUCGUGAAACUACUCGCCCGCUCCCUCCUCAACCGACGGCCGUGGUUCCGCUGGCUGAGGUCCUGAAGCGAUCCCUCGACAGCGGCGAGCUGAAACGACGCUGGCUGAACAACUUGCUCGCCGAUGGUAGCCUGGCGCCGGAUACCUUCGAAAGCAGCGUGGACAUUUUCCACCGACCAGCGUGCGAUUUCCACGAGUUUGAUACCCUGUUCCCCAAUGCCUUCCCCACACCGAGCAUUGGCAACGCCAGCGACGAAAUCCUGGACGUUGACCGCAGCCGGUCCACUGCCAGCCUCCAGCAGCUGUGUUUCUCGUCAUCGUCGUUCUCGUCACACGACGCCAAACCGGAAAUGACAAAUAGAGGCAAACAUCGGAGCUCACCUCUAACCACGUCACCAUCACCUUGGGGCGCCGGCUGCCAGCAACAUGUCUGCGGCCCAUCCAGCGGAAGCUUCCGAAGCACUGUCCAAAUUCAAGACUACAGCAACAAGCAACUGCAACGGGUACGAUACCUCGCCUCUCCUUCACCGUCACGAACCUCCUUAAUGGGGCCGGCGCCGGGUGGUUCCCACUCGAGCAGCACUAACAGCAGCACUCCCGGAGGUAACGCUGGUCAACAAGUUCGCAUCUGCGAUGACGAUGAUGACGGGAGCGAUAGUUCCUGUACAAUAAUGCGCAACCAACGGGCGCGUGAUGAUGGUGCUAAAGAGAAAUAUGAGAGCUGCCACGAGCAUCGACCCCAAUCAAUAAGCAGCGAAGCAGACGUAAGCUGGCUGUCUUCCAGACCAAUCCGCUCCAACCACCAGCGUAUACCGUAUAACAGCAACAAUGCACUUACGCUUUGUACCGGCGGCAGUACUAUCGCUACAACAACUUCUACUGCUGAAAUUAGUUGCCCCGCAACAGAUUUUACUUCAAACACAGCUAUUCACCUCUCUACUAGUGUUUUGAGCGUAAGCGAAGUGUCUGGCUGCAAUCGGCAGCCACAGCAGAACGGCACGCUACUGACGAUUAGUGCGCCCGGUCGCGAAUGUCUCCGUGGGGCACACUUGCCAUUAAUGGCCGAAGGGGCUGGCCCUCACAGCGUCAUAUCGAACUAUGAUGAAUUCUACAACGAGGAAGGGGUUGUUAUUAUAUGAAGUGCAUCCUUUCAAAUUAAAGACAGCUGCCCAAGCGUACCGCCACACCCUUACUUUAGAGA